ACGAGCGGUGUAAGACGACGCUUCUUGAGUAGGGGAUGACAAGGAAGCAAUCUUCCUCGGUCAGAGAGCAGACAAAUCUUGAGAGGAUCAUCGUAUUUAAGAGCUCUGAAGCAACAUGAAGGCCCUGAACUCAUCCGAAGUGAAGGCUCAGGUCAAGACCGUCAUCGAUGACCUUGAGAAUGUCCUUGGCGAGCUGCGGGAGGUGGUGACAGAACUGCGGGGCAUUGUGGACCAGAUCGACACCAUCACGGCUCGGCUUGACAUCGAUGGGGAGGGAGACACGCAGGCGCAGGUGAACAAUCCUUCUCCGAGCGCGCGGGAGCCGCCCAACGGUCGAGUGACGUCACCACACCACUUUGAACUUGGACAGACAGAACAUGCCGACCGCAGGGGGCAAACGCCGGGAGGCCCGACACACAGCCAAAAUCUCCCCAACGGCGACUUGACUGUACAAGAGCGCCAGAACAUCCAGGCAUCUGCCGUUCCAAACCAUUCUCCCCAUCCCGUAAGCACACACCCACUUUUACAGACUAACGCAGUUCACCAAACCCAACACGGAAGCCUUGUCAGGCGUCACCGGGUAGGGGAGGACCAUGUCAUCUCUCCGUCGGUCGUGAGAGCGCUGACGCUGGGCAGAGGCAUUCCGAACGGGCACGUGAACACGUACCAGCGAGGUUUCAGUGUGGACCAAGCCCUUAGUCAGCGGGAUGGACAGACUCACGCAUCCACGCUUCCAAGGCAAAACCUCGGGCCCGGCGCUGUCGUGUCGCUCAAUGGUGAUAUGAGCGUGUCUCCGACGCGGUUUGGCACAUUCAGGGACGGGUACAGCACCACCGGCGGUCAGCCACAGAGAAAGACAAAGCCCGCUCCUCCCCAGCGAAGAAGCGCAACACUCGGCGACUACGGCGACUACAUGACUUUACCGAGUCGGGCAUCAGGAGAAAGUAGUAGACAGGCUUGUAAAGAAGCCUUUCGCAGUGCAAAAUCUCAGAAUCUGGGACGGGAAUUCGAAAGAAGACGAGAGCGAUGCGACCCAGUGCCUGGGAGCGCUCUGAGAACUCAUAGCACCAGCAGUGCACCAAGUACCAAAAAGGAAAAGAGGGUGGAGUUCAGGACAGACGACGUCGAUGGGUCAGGCAGAGCAGAGCUGACGCGACAACACAGUCUAAAACAGAGGGAUUACGAGGCCAUACAGAGAGAGCGUUACGCUGGUGGAAGGGAGACGGCGGUCAGACGAGAGAACCCCCGCACCAGGUGGCAGACAUGCCCGCGGCCCAUGUCCGUUCCGACGAGCUGGGUACAAGACGAAGAGGGGAGCUGGCACAGAAUCGCUCAGAACUCCCUAGCCAGCGACUAUGGCAGCCUGGAAAGUUUCCGCUCAGGUGGAAACUACAGUAGUAUGGAAAGUUUCCGUUCCGAGUCACCUGGCGUGGCCACUAUGGUGAUGGAUGGCAGGCGGCCUGGCACCGCCCCGGGUAGAGAAGCUGCCCCGCCCGGGCCCGCUGCAGGGGAGGGAACCUCUGUAGGAGAUCCCGCUGCGACAUACGCCACCAUCAACAGACAGACGAGAUCGUAUUCAACCGGCGCCUCUCCAAGUAAAGGUCAACCACGACAGGGGGGCAAGGGAAAAGAUAUUCUGAUGACAGAGCUGUGAUAUGACACACGGAGAACGCACUUUCA
Branchiostoma belcheri (Belcher's lancelet) is the source of this 1680-nucleotide messenger RNA. RefSeq lists its product as uncharacterized. The transcript is spliced from 2 exons. The coding region runs from base 116 to 1654 and encodes 512 amino acids. The record is from RefSeq and is a predicted model, not a curated record. NCBI's taxonomy places the organism in Eukaryota, Metazoa, Chordata, Leptocardii, Amphioxiformes, Branchiostomatidae.